AUGCGUCCAACUCUUCCCUUGUCACUCGACUGUCUUCUCGACAAGACCGCUCUGAUUACUGGGGCAGGGUCUGGAAUCGGCGAAGGAAUAGCUAAAUUUUUCACAAAAGAGGGCGCGAAUGUGAUUAUCGCAGACAUAGCCACGGACGGAGGCACGCGGGUCGAGAAGGACAUUCAACAGACUCACUCCGAAGGUCUCGGCCGGGCUUUAUUCCUGAAGUUCGAUUGUACGACAAGUCAAGCAUGGAAAGAUGGGCUGAAAUUCGCUCUCAACAAGUUCGGAAAGCUCGAUAUUGUUGUCAAUAAUGCUGGCACAACUUAUACCAAAAAGCCGAGUGUUGUGGUUACCGAGGCAGAGUUCGAUAAGAUUGUCGCUGUUAAUACCAAGAGUAUCUAUCAUAGUGUCGUCCAAAUCAUGCCCUACAUGGCUGAGCGACGCUCCGGCGUCUUCAUUAAUACCUCGUCAGUGGCUGGAUACAAGGUCCGGCCUGGACAAGUCUUUUACGGUGGGACGAAGGGCUUCGUGAAUACAAUCACACAAGGGUUGGCUGCAGAAUGGGGGCCCUAUAAUAUCCGAGUCAACUCCAUUUGCCCACAAAGGUCUCCGACAGGCUUGCUAGAGAGAUUUUCUGGCGCCGCAGAUACCUCCGAAGAGCGCGCUCGGUUUUCUAGGACGGUUCCUUUGCAGAGGAUGGGCGAUGUCGAUGCCAUUGCGCAUGCUGCUGUCUACUUGGCUAGCGAUGAAGCUAGCUUUGUGACUGGAAUUAAUUUCACCGUUGAUGGAGGGAGACUAGCAGCUUAG
This is a messenger RNA of Penicillium argentinense, 801 nucleotides long. RefSeq lists its product as uncharacterized. Gene Ontology annotation, molecular function: oxidoreductase activity. The record is from RefSeq and is a predicted model, not a curated record. The transcript is spliced from 2 exons. Lineage: Eukaryota; Fungi; Ascomycota; Eurotiomycetes; Eurotiales; Aspergillaceae. Bases 1 to 801 code for a protein of 266 amino acids.